Molecule: messenger RNA, 1244 nt
Organism: Suillus clintonianus
Lineage: Eukaryota; Fungi; Basidiomycota; Agaricomycetes; Boletales; Suillaceae
Exons: 3
Coding region: 264-1070 (268 amino acids)
Source: RefSeq, a predicted model, not a curated record
ACCUCACCCAGUCUUUCUCUCACCUGAUACCGAUAAUGUCUGUUGCUAGGCACCUGGGCCAAAAGACAGACUCGAUCAGAAGGCAUCAGGAAUAGAGCGAACCCCCCGCUCUUCCCUCGGUGACAAGUCAUUUUUGGAAGUACGCGCAGUGUUUGUGAACCUGCUCAAUAGUUAUAACAUUAACAUUGCAGGCUGAUGCUACGCGAUGUCACGACGAGUUCGGGGGUCAUGUCGAUGAACUCCCACCUAGAUUUUUUGACAGCAUGGAAGCCGAGGUCCAUUCCUCCGAAACAGGUGCCCACCCUCAUUCCUCUGCGAGUGCACUCCUCUCUCGCCUUUGCUCGCUCCUUCACCGCUUUCGACACGAAAAUGCUGAAGCGACCGAACUUUCCCAAACCCCAACGCCUUCCAGGUUCCAUCCACGUAUGCUCCUCGGUCGCCUUUCAUCACUCGUUCACCGUUCACCACUUGAAGAUGAUGCAGCAAAUGAUCUUCAGCAACCCUUCACGCCUUCGCGUUUAGAUCCAUAUGUGCUCCUCGCUCGACUGUCCUCGCUGUUACCCCGUUUUCGACUCAACACUGACGAAGAAACCGAACCUCAUCCCACAACACAUUCGGGUUCACGUCCAGAUGCACUCAUCGGUCGUUUGUCCUCACCCUUCCGCUCUCAACCUCACACCAGCCAGGAAAUAGAACUCCCGCAACGCCCAUGGCGUCCUCAUGUUGUCGAAGUGGCUCCAAUGCGGGACAGGGAGGUAUUGUUUGUUGCUCCGCGGUCGCCACCAGAUCGUCCACACGCUCAGCCUAAUGAUACUGCCACGCCAGGUGUAAGACCUGCGUAUCCACUUGCCCUCCGAUUAUUGGCCCAUCUCGUGCUUUUUCUCUGCUGUGCGUCUCCUCAACACGCCAAUGGAAAUGUACAACCAACACAGCAGCAGCAAGAUCAAUCACAAGCUCCGUUCCAAACCCAGGAGUCGUCACUGCAGACUCAGCCAACCGCCCCCUCGACGUCCACGAUACCUACUGCUCUUGACAAUCGCACUACCGCUCCAGGUGCGGCAAGCGCGUAGCCACGACCCCUUUCAUUGCAAACCUGUUUCAUUCUUUGUCUCUGCUGUACAUCUUCCCUACACGCAGAUGUGCACUCACUACAGCACGCGGAUACCUAUCUCAUCCGUCUCGUUUUUUUAUAAUCACUAUUGUCUCGAAUUUGUCAAAAAUGUCGGGUUGCCUUUGAAAAUGCU